This is a messenger RNA of Trichoderma citrinoviride, 909 nucleotides long. RefSeq names its product Cu,Zn superoxide dismutase-like protein. The record is from RefSeq and is a predicted model, not a curated record. The coding region runs from base 5 to 907 and encodes 300 amino acids. The transcript is spliced from 5 exons. Gene Ontology annotation, molecular function: superoxide dismutase copper chaperone activity; copper ion binding. Gene Ontology annotation, cellular component: cytoplasm. Lineage: Eukaryota; Fungi; Ascomycota; Sordariomycetes; Hypocreales; Hypocreaceae. Gene Ontology annotation, biological process: removal of superoxide radicals.
AUAAAUGGCGCUCCGCAACGCUGCGUCUUCCAAGUUUCUGGCAGCCUCGUUCGGCCUCGUUGCUGGUUAUUCUGCGUAUCGAUACAGAGCAUCACACUCGAUUCCAGCGCAGCUGCGAAACGACGCUGCGAGCCCUACAGGCCCUCCAGGUACAGGCACAAUGGCUGUCAAACAUAGCUUCCAGACCCUCUUCGCCGUUCCGCUAUCCUGCGACGGCUGCGUCAAGUCCGUUUCAGACUCUCUUUACAAACUCGACGGCAUCACAAAGGUCGAGGCAAACCUCAAGGACCAGCUGAUAUCGGUCGAGGGAUCUGUCGCACCAUCUGCCAUCGUCGAGGCCAUCCAAGCCACGGGCAGAGAUGCCAUCCUCCGGGGUUCCGGCGCUUCCAACAGUGCCGCCGUGAGCAUUUUGGAGACGUUUGACGACCAACAGGAGCGCUUGGAUGGGGAUAACAGCCGGGAAGUGAGAGGCCUCGCCAGGAUGGUGCAAGUCAGUCCCGAGCGGACACUGAUCGAUCUGACGAUAAGGGGCGUUGCGCCCGGCACGUAUCGGGCAACCAUUCGUGAGUACGGAGAUCUCAAACACGGCGCUGCUUCGACCGGGCCCGUCUGGUCUGGGGGCGAAAAGGAAGCCCCCAAGGGAGAUCUCGGCGUUGUCGAGGUAUCCAAGGACGGCCGGGGAUCCGUCUUCGUGGACCAUGCCUUUCAGAUCUGGGAAGUCAUUGGCCAUGCCAUGGUGCUCACCAGACAGGACGAGUCUGCGCCGCUGAAGAACGACGACAAUACCGUGGUUGGCGUCAUUGCGCGUAGCGCCGGGAUGUGGGAUAACGACAAGACUGUCUGUUCCUGCACGGGUAAGACGUUGUGGGAAGAGCGUCAGGACGAGGUCAAGAAGGGCAUGCUGUAACA